AUGGUAAUCUCAUCUCCUUCGUCUCAAUCUCUUCACUCUUCUCGAUUGACGAAUGGUGUUGUCAGAAGCAAUUUCGAAUCGUCGCGAUUCUCCAAGUUGUACAGUGCUGAUGCGGCAAUCGGAGGCUCGCUUGUCGAGGAAUCGGAGGAGAAAGACGAUCUGAGGAGCCGGAUUUUCAGAUUGAGGCUCCCGAAACGGAGCGCGACUACUGUUCUGGAGAAAUGGGUUGGAGAAGGGAAUCAGAUUACUGGUCUGCAUCUAGCUUCAAAGACUCCUGAGACCUAUACUUCUCUGCUUCAUGCGUAUGCUGGCUCCAAACAAACCGAACGAGCGGAGGCCUUGUUCGAUAGAAUCAUAGAGGCUGAUAAUCUUAGUUUCGGUGCCAUCACAUACAACGAGAUGAUGACUCUAUACAUGUCAGUUGGGCAAGUUGAGAAAGUACCCGAGGUUAUCAAAAUGCUAAAGCGCAAAAAGGUUUCUCUGGAUAUUUUUACUUACAACCUGUGGCUAAGUUCAUGUGCUGCAACUUUUGACAUCGAUGAGCUCGGAAAGAUUAUUGAAGAGAUGAGGCAUGAUGCUAGUUCCAACGAGGGUUGGGCUCGGUAUACCGAUCUUACUAGCAUCUACGUAAAGAGCAGUAGACUAACUAACGCAGAGUCCACUUCACCCGUAGAAGCUGAGAAUUCCUCUAUUUCGCAAAGAGAAUGGGUCACAUAUGACUUCCUUAUGAUUCUGCACACAGGACUAGGGAACAAGGAUAUGAUAGAUCAGAUUUGGAAGUCUCUGAGAAACACUAACCAGAAAUUGAGCAGCAGAAGCUACAUUUGUGUUAUUUCAUCUUAUCUAAUGCUUGGUCAGUUGAGAGAAGCCGGGGAAGUUAUCGAUCAGUGGAAAGAGUCCAAAACGACAGAGUUUGAUGCUUCUGCUUGCUCCAGGAUCUUGGAUGCUUUUCGAGAUGUCGGGUUAGAGGAAAAAGCCAACGACUUUCACUUGCUCUUGGUGCAGAAGAAAUGCAGCUUGGAAAACGAGGAAUCAUAA
Messenger RNA from Arabis nemorensis, 1038 nucleotides. The record is from the annotation of a GenBank genome assembly. NCBI's taxonomy places the organism in Eukaryota, Viridiplantae, Streptophyta, Magnoliopsida, Brassicales, Brassicaceae.